Molecule: messenger RNA, 689 nt
Organism: Notothenia coriiceps (black rockcod)
Lineage: Eukaryota; Metazoa; Chordata; Actinopteri; Perciformes; Nototheniidae
Product: voltage-dependent N-type calcium channel subunit alpha-1B-like
Exons: 5
Coding region: 57-689 (210 amino acids)
Biological process (GO): calcium ion import across plasma membrane; chemical synaptic transmission
Cellular component (GO): membrane; neuronal cell body; voltage-gated calcium channel complex
Molecular function (GO): high voltage-gated calcium channel activity
Source: RefSeq, a predicted model, not a curated record
UGUUCGACUGUGUCGUGAACUCUCUGAAGAACGUUCUUAACAUCCUCAUCGUCUACAUGCUCUUCAUGUUCAUCUUCGCUGUCAUCGCCGUGCAGCUCUUUAAGGGGAAAUUCUUCUACUGCACAGACGAGUCCAAGGGUCUGGAGAAAGACUGCAGGGGUCAGUUUCUGGACUUCAACCGUGAUGGUGUGGAAGCUAAGCCCAGAGAGUGGAAGAAGUACGAGUUUCACUACGAUAACGUUCUCUGGGCCUUCCUGACGCUCUUCACCGUGUCUACGGGAGAGGGUUGGCCAAUGGUCCUGAAGCACUCUGUGGACGCCACCUACGAGGACAAGGGCCCCAGCCCCGGCUUCCGCAUGGAGACAUCCAUCUUCUAUGUGGUCUACUUUGUGGUGUUCCCCUUCUUCUUCGUCAACAUAUUUGUGGCUUUGAUCAUCAUCACUUUCCAGGAGCAGGGAGACAAGGCCAUGUCGGAGUGCAGCCUGGAGAAGAACGAGAGGGCUUGUAUCGACUUUGCCAUCAACGCCAAGCCGCUAACCAGAUACAUGCCGGCGAACAAGCAGUCCUUCCAGUACAAGAUGUGGAAGUUUGUGGUGUCGCCCCCGUUCGAGUACGCCAUCAUGUCUUUGAUCGCCUUGAACACAGUCGUGCUGAUGAUGAAGUUUGAACUCUACUGCAAAAACCUCUGA